Sclerotinia trifoliorum is the source of this 651-nucleotide messenger RNA. NCBI's taxonomy places the organism in Eukaryota, Fungi, Ascomycota, Leotiomycetes, Helotiales, Sclerotiniaceae. The record is from the annotation of a GenBank genome assembly.
GCUCCCCCAUUUAUAUCCUUCACAUAAUUCCCAUUCUCAUCAACCCAAUACCAAUACGCUCCAUCAAAUCUUCGCAUAUACCCAGCUGGAUGAUCCAUUAAUUUGGUAGUUCCAUCUAUCCAAUGGAGCCUUCCUGACCAAUAACUAAACUCUCGAUGCCAACCCUCAAGGGAAACGGAUACUUGUUGACGAAAACCCUAUCAUACAUCGUGAACAAGAAUGAGGUUAUGUAAAGGAAUAUGUAUAUAGAUUUAAUAAGGGUACGUCAAAUCAGGCCAGAAUGAUGAUAAAUGGAGUGGAGGUUAAUUAUUGAUUAGAUAUAUAGAGAUAGUUGGAUAGACCGGCUACUUUUAUACUUCGUUUGUCCCAAUGAACUACACUCUAACAUCGCACUGCAUUAUGCCGUUACUACAUCUUCGUUAUCCCUUGCCAUUUCUUCGCACUACCCCUCAUCUCAAGAUAUGGUUCAGUCUGCAAGCAAGCCACAAUUUACCUGCGGUCUGGGCAAGGACAAAUAGGGAUAUCAAGCAGAGUUGAGGUCGCCUUUAUUCUGCUGCUCAUUGUAGCACUGCGUUAUUAUCGGGUAGCAUGUAGUAGCACAGAUGAGAAUCUUCUAGGAUUGAUAAAACAGUUGAAUAUAAUUUAGCGCAG